GUUUAAUUGCAAUUUUUAAAAAUGUAAAGCAACUAAAUAUGAAUACUUAUUCACCGGCUAAAUGUUCAUUUAUUUGCUUGGUCACCCUAUAUGAUUAUACAUUCACAUAUAUGUACGUUUAUUAUAUUCAGUGCGGCUUCAGUCGUUAGACACGUAACUUGGAGAAAAGAAGCGAGUUCUUAAGUGUCGGCUGUCUAUUGGUCGUACUCUUUACGAACAAUAUUUUUAAAUAAAAUUAAAAAUAAUUAUACUACUAAUGAUCAACUAAGUGUUAUUAUUAUUCUAUUAGGAAUUUUAAAACGAUUCAAAAGUGACAAGAAGCUCCGUUUUUGAAGCACUUAAUUAUUUUUAACUGUUGAAUUUUAAAAUUCAACUGAGUGAUUGCUACUCCGUUCUAACUCUUGUUAUACUUUUUAUUUUGAAUCUUACUCAAGAUGAGUGUAGAAGAGCAAAAUAAAAAAAAAAAGCUGAGAAGUGAUGAGAUAUUCAGUAAAAUAAAUCAAUUUGUUACUUUACAAAAAGAUGAAACUGCCAACUAUAAUAAGAUUUUUACAAAGGUGACGGAUAAAAUUAUUUCUAUUUUGAAACAAGAGGAUGAAGUAUUUAGAAAAUAUUAUCAAAGACCGAUGUACACCGGGUCUUUUUACAAGCUAACAAAAGUUGGAAAACCGGAAGAAUUUGAUUUAAAUUUAAUUUUUGCUAUUCCUGAUCUUGAUAAUGCUGAAAUAAAAAAAGGGAGGCCCGGCUUUGCUAAAAUUAGAUUUGAUAAAAAAAAACUUUCCCCUGUUUGGGUCGAAAACAAAGUAUUAAAUAAAUGGCUUGACAGCGAAUAUUAUUUGGACAAUGACAAAAUACGACGUUGGUUCGAAGGAGUCGUUGAAAAGAGUAUGAGUGCUUUCAAGAACGGGAAUAAUAAAAUCAUUCUUCCUAUAGACUCUGGAAGUAACUAUGAAGUAAUAAUUUUGAAACCACGAAGUUUUAACCAGAGAAAUAAUAACUGGCGACAUAAUAACUGGCGAGAUAAUAACCACGUUCAUAUGAAGAAUAAAAAAAAUUUUUUUCCCAUAGUAAAGGUAAGAAAAAGCGGACCAGCGUUUACUUUGUGUGUGACUUAUGAAUCUAUGAAGUUUUCUGUUGACUUGGUUCCGGUGUUAGAGUUCUCUCGAGCACCACCUCUACCAGGAAUUCAACAGUCGAAAUAUUCUUGGAAUCUUGUUCCUAAACCGUUGAAGGACGGUGAAAAUCCACAUCAAAAUUGGCGGUACAGUUUUUAUUCUCAUGAGCAGGACAUGUUAAAGAAAUUCGGUAAAGUUAAACCAGUAAUUCGCCAUAUUAAAAAAUUAAGAGACACCCAAAAUUGGAGUAUUCUUGUGAGCUAUCAUAUAGAAACUAUUUUUUUCCACGCAUUGAGCGAAAACAAAAUUGAUGAUAAUACUCCACAGACAGUGUUACUUGUUUUCAUGUUGAAGGAAUUGAGUAAAGCUUUUAAAAGUAGGAAGUUAAAUUAUUUCUGGGAUAAAACUUUUAAUCUAUUCGGUGAAUUGACUGAAGAGAAAAUAAUUAGUGUACAAAAACGUUUAGAUAAAAUAAUUAAAGAAAUAGAAGCUGAACCAUCGACUAUGACCCAGUACUUCUUAAUUAAAGAGGAGCAGGAUAAAAUAAAUGUAGAUUCUACUGCAUGUUUAUCGCGUCCGCUUCCUUUGUCUAGCGAUUCUAAAUCAAAACUACAGAAUAAAAGUGCCAUCAAAAAUGAAGUCAAAACUUUAAAUAACAAGAUUCCGUUAUUAGAAGCUUCAUUUAAAAAUUUAUUUAUACAGAGAGACAUUGAUCAAACUGAUGCUUCUACUACGUAUAAUACAGAGAUAAAAGCAUUAUUAUCUUCUCUUAUUAAUGAAAUGAAACAAUUAAAAAGUAACGUUAGAAAAAUUGAGAUUAAAAUAGACCAAGUUAAUGAGAAUAUUAAAAAAAUUAAUUCACGAUCAACAUUUUUUGACAUGGAAUAAUUUGCUCUCUCAACUUAAUUAACAAAUUUUCCAGAUGCAUUUGAUUGUAGUAAGUAUCUUUAAUCAUAAAAUAUUUUUAUACUUUUUUCUUUGUAAUUAAAUAAAAUGUUAUUUGACUUUAA
This is a messenger RNA of Cotesia glomerata, 2125 nucleotides long. It is a transcript of the gene cGlr1, whose product is annotated as cyclic GMP-AMP synthase. Lineage: Eukaryota; Metazoa; Arthropoda; Insecta; Hymenoptera; Braconidae. The coding region runs from base 435 to 2003 and encodes 522 amino acids. The transcript has 10 exons. The record is from RefSeq and is a predicted model, not a curated record.